This is a messenger RNA of Leptonychotes weddellii (Weddell seal), 2830 nucleotides long. Its product is annotated as histone H2B type 3-B. The record is from RefSeq and is a predicted model, not a curated record. Gene Ontology annotation, cellular component: nucleosome. Gene Ontology annotation, molecular function: protein heterodimerization activity; DNA binding; structural constituent of chromatin. Lineage: Eukaryota; Metazoa; Chordata; Mammalia; Carnivora; Phocidae.
UUCCUCAGGACGUCUGUUCCUUUUGUUCGGGGAGAUCUGCCAUCAUGCCUGAUCCGUCCAAGUCGGCUCCGGCCCCGAAGAAGGGCUCCAAGAAGGCCGUCACCAAGGCGCAGAAGAAGGACGGCAAGAAGCGCAAGCGCAGCCGCAAAGAGAGCUACUCCAUCUACGUGUACAAGGUGCUGAAGCAGGUGCACCCCGACACGGGCAUCUCGUCCAAGGCCAUGGGCAUCAUGAACUCGUUCGUCAACGACAUCUUCGAGCGCAUCGCCAGCGAGGCGUCUCGCCUGGCGCAUUACAACAAGCGCUCGACCAUCACGUCCCGCGAGGUGCAGACGGCCGUGCGCCUGCUGCUGCCCGGGGAGCUGGCCAAGCACGCCGUGUCCGAGGGCACCAAGGCGGUCACCAAGUACACCAGCUCCAAGUGAGGCGCGCCGGGCGCCCCGGAACCCAAAGGCUCUUUUCAGAGCCACCCACACAAUCGAAAAAGGGUUUCGAACACGGUGAAGGGUUGUCCUGUGAACCAAUUCCGUUCUGUGCGUCCCAGCGGUUUCCUGGUUAUCGGGUCUGUGUGUGCGCGCGCCUGUGCGUAUGUGAGCGGAAGGCAAGAAUGUGUAGCUGUUCUUUACGGAGGUCUGGGAUGGUGGCCGCCCCGGGUGCGACCAAGGAUCCCGUGUCCACCCUCCCCUUUGGGGCUAUUAAUGCAUUGCUAGUCGAAGUAGGAUCCUCGAGCUUUGCGUCCUCUGGUGGCUGCAGAGCGUAUCCCCGGCGUUUGCGCGCGUGGAUUCCCAGGGCCCGCACUGUCCGCGCGUGGCGUGCGCCUGUGGGUGAGGGGCGCGGGUCACCUCUUCCAGAAGGACCUCAUGCCAGCCUUCCUUCCCCGGUGUCCCUGAUGAAUGGACCCCGGAGGUGAGGACUUGGAUGUUGCGCAGCCCGGGCGGUGGUGCCUGGAGCUGCAUCCCUGCCUGGACCGGACGUCUUUAUUCUCAAGCAGGGGACAUUUCCGGGAGGAUGUUUGCGUGGCUGGAUCUUGCAGCGGCAUUGAAACCGAGAGGGAGACGGCAGCGUCCUGUGCGCGGGAGCCAGAUGUAAUAAGACGCUUCUUGCUGCGGGUAGCUUUAACUUACGUGGGGAUGGGGGAGAUCAGCUCAAGACAAUAAUUCCCUUUCUCUGUAAUUCCCCCUUUUCAGAGCAAAUUAGCUCCCUCCCCUUUCAGCCACACUGUUGUUAUUUUCUGUGAAGCGUCAGUGACGCAGAAUUCCCCCUCUCUUUGGAUUUAUGACAUUUAAUUUGGAAAGUGUCCUUUUGGUCAGAGAAAGCGCUUUGGCACGAAAAGUCUUCACUUGGGAAAAGACAUCGCUUUGCCUUUCCCUUCGCUUGGCUCUUCUUAUUUGUAAAUAAGGGAUUCUUAAUCGCUUCCUUGAGCCUGUUUGAGUCUUAGAUGUAUUGGAAGGUCGUGGCAUCCUGUCUGGCAGGGAACAGACAGACACACGAUGAAAGAGAACAGUCGUGUUUUUGCAAAUCGUCUCUCGAAAGGAGGCCGGUCGGGUAUCGGGCUGGGCGGGAGGGUCUAGAGGGAAUGUCGCCAUCCGCGCGUCCCCCGCCCCAGCGGCUGGGAGCCCACCCACCCGUUACUUCUGCGUGGGUCCAAUCUAAAGGGAUUUAAAACCUCACACGUUUUUCAGUUGACAUCUAAAGUAUUUUUAUCCUUAGUUCUAAUAGUUACAAGGACGCAAAUCCCAACACAGGACGUUUUAAAAAGCAAAAUGGUCACAACAAAAAAUUUUAAAGAAACGUUGGAAUAUUUGUAAAGUUCUUGACCUGUUACACAUUUUCCAAAACAUUUUUUAUUGAGAUACAGUUGACACGAUCACAUCAAUCUUUUCAAGGUAUCUAUUGAAAUAGCAAUUCAGUACUAUAAUCAAUUCAUAAAACACAUGAUCAAAUUCUUCGUUAACACUGAGAUGGUCUAGAUGAUCCUUUUUUUUCUCCCUGAACUCAUUCCCAUUGCACCUCACAGUUUUCCAUCCAAAUGUAAGAUAUGUUUUUAAUUGUUUUACCUACUACGUUUCCUUAUCCAAAAAAAUAAAUAAAUAAAAGGUAUGUAAAUUGAAACUUAAAAAUACUUAAAAAAUCACCUGGGCAGUACGCAAUGGAUGAAAACAAGUUUUGGUACAUGGUUAUCAAAGAUAGAUAAUUGUAAGUAAUUCUCGAACAAUCAGAAUUUAAUUUGGGUGAAACCUACGUCAUUGAGUGAGAUUGGUGGUGACGCUCCCUGCAUUAUUGGUUCAGUUUAUGCCUCGAUCGGCACAUAGAGUAUUGUUAUGGUUAAAGUGAUAUCGGUGUGCAUCCUUGCUUUCCCUUUACUAUGCUCUGAACCAAUAUUUACAGACAAAACAAAACAAAAACACCCCCCAAAAAACCCCAUAGUGACAGAAAUUUUGUCAUGGCUAUUUUACUCCAUUCUUUCACUCCUAGUUAUCAUCCCGAAAUUUGAAAACGGGUGAGGUAUCAUCAAAAUCAACACCUUUAAUCUUAAGAGAUGUCUGAUUCAUAUUGAACACUACAGGAUCCAGCCCUCCACUAUGAAGCAGGGGCCUCCUGAUUGGGUCUGAGCCCUCAGCCCACUACCCAGGUAGAUUAGGAGUCAGUAUGUUCAUGAGCACCUCUGGCAACAGGAAACUAGUCUCCCAGACCCACGUGAUUCUCUGCCUGAAUAAUGAGCUUAAGACAGGUUUAAUGAAAUGAAACUCGUCUCCACCAGUGUGUGAAAUUGCUAGCAGUAGGCAACAAAAAUAAAAUCAAGAAGCAAAAUAAACAGAAAUCCCAAAUA